Annulohypoxylon truncatum is the source of this 3412-nucleotide messenger RNA. RefSeq lists its product as uncharacterized. The record is from RefSeq and is a predicted model, not a curated record. The coding region runs from base 304 to 3156 and encodes 950 amino acids. The transcript has 2 exons. Lineage: Eukaryota; Fungi; Ascomycota; Sordariomycetes; Xylariales; Hypoxylaceae.
AAUUGUUUCCGGGUCGCGACGCGACGUCCUAAAGUUUGGCCCAACUCAAUUCCAUGCUCAUGACAAAGUUGCUUUCCACCAAAUCAAAGUUGUCUUCUGUCUCCUCGGAUUUUGAAAUCUAUAACCCUUUUCAAUCAAUUGCUCUCUUUUUCCAAUGAUGUCGCCCAAUCGUUGACUGAUUUAUGACUAGCACCUUGCACUGACCUUCCAAACUACUGGAAAACUGCACAUGUGGAUAUAAGAAAGCUACAAGCUAGACGAUGCGCGGACCGAGGGUUGUCGUGACUUUAUCACAGUUCUAUUAUGGCUAUGUUAUACGACCUUCAGCCAUAUGUCACCGAUUUGUCUGACACUUCUGAUGAAACCGAGCCUCAUGAAACCAUGGCAUCGUCUACUAUGCCCUCGUCUGAGAGUCUGAUCAUGGAUAGGGACAAGUACUCUGAUAAGGACAUACAGAUUCUAUACCAGGUUGUAACACGAGCCGAAGAGAUAUUAAACGACUACACCCCUACUUCUCGUCUACCUACCCACGCCUUAUAUAACGCUUAUGAUGAAGUCCUCCCUCAGUACGGAAUCAACCCGGACGACGACCGCCUUAUUAGCGAGCUCGUAUUCAAGGUCGGGGGUGUUAGAAAUACCGAUUCGCUUAGGGAGAAAUUCAAGACCGUCAUGUCCCGGUUAGGAAUCACGGUCCAAUGGGAUGAUCUUCCGACGCAUGGAAACGAGUUUGACGAUGCGCACUCGAGUUCUGCCUAUGCCUCCGAUGAGAUGUCUAUUGUUGAUAGCGAAGAUCCUCAUGCCGUCGUUGGUAGGAUUGUGCAUAAGGAGAACCCCCCUUUAGUAAACGGCAAACAUGGCGGUGACGAUUACGUCGUCCCAACGAAUCACUAUGAUCAUCAUAUGGAUGAUGUCAAUGGCAACAUACCUACCAUGGAGGACCCCGGUAAUCUUUCGAAGAUCGAACAGCAACUCGAAUGCAGCGCCAUUGCCUUCCAGAAGAAACACCAUGACAAGUUCUCUGCUGUGACGGCUGUCCGUGAAUGGCAGAAAAGGUCUAAUUUUAUCGGCACCCUAUCUGAGCAGUUCGACGCUGCGCGACAGGCUGACCUGGAAGAGGAUCUCGAAGCCAGAUUUGAAGAAUGGAGAGCUUUAUCUGCCGAAGUGGAUCGUGUACCGCCGCAUUAUCUUCCUCCCAAUGUCUACUCGAAGCGCCUCGAAGGGAUUGCUAUACGAGCUCGCGAGAUCCACAAUGCCAAAAUCGCAUUAAGGCGUUGGCGACAAAAUACAAGGGAGCAAAGUCGCAAAGUUCGAAAGGUUGAGGAGUCCUCAGACCCCAUCGAACGUGUUGCAGCAAAGGCGCACAAAAAUUUACUGUUAUCGCGUGCAUUCACGAACUGGUCUAACCGCCUGGAAGAAGAAUCGGAUAGGGCGAAGAUGGCUGCGAAAGUUUAUGAAAUGAGAUUAAAGUCUAAAGCCUUUGGCAUACAUCGUCGACCAAACGAGGAUGCUCCAAUGAGUGGGACUCGCGAUAGUCCCGUCGACGUUUCACCUCCUGCUUAUAUUGCCAGUUCGGAGGACGCUCCCAAGCCCCUACCACCCAGCGAAAAUCCAGCAUCUAAUGUUCUUAUCAACCACGCCGGGCCACCUAACCUUGUAACUGAUGUUGAUGAGAAGAUGUCUCAUGAGGCCCCUGCGAAGAAUAUCGGCUCUAAUGGCGAUCCGGAUGAUUCCGAUGACGACGAAAUGGACGAAAUAACAUUACUUGCACGGCGGCAUAUCCUUCGUAUGCGUUAUUAUGAUAUCUGGGAGAAGUACACGGCAGAUAAACGGAAUAAGGCCAGAGAAUUUCAAGUCGAGCAACAAAUUGAACGGGUUGCACAAACUAUUCCCGUGUGGCGCACCCAGGCAGAGGAGGCUUCUCAGCAGCAAGAAACUCUGCGGUACAAUGCCAAAAGGGCUAGCUACUACAACAAGGCUAUAAAAGCGAUAGACGUAUGGAGGCAAGAGAACGCGGAGAGAAUGCAAGGGCAUGAUCAGGUUCUUGAUCAUUAUGCUAGGAGAGCCAAUUUUUACUACAAAGCUACCAAGUCUGUGCCUAUCUGGAGAAGCGAAACCGAGCGUGCUGUCAAGCAGCGAGAAGUUCUCGAGCUUUAUGCCGAUCGAGCUGAAUAUUACAGUGGAGUUACAAAAUCGCUUCCGAUUUGGAGAGCGCAGACAGAACAGGCGGCCGAGCACGAGAAGAAAACACUCGCGCACUAUGCUCAGCGAGCCGACUACUAUUACCGGACCAGGGAUACCUUAUUAUCAUGGCAAGAGUUAGCUAAAAAGAAGCGAAGGCAGAGGUUGAAAGAUGCGCAUCUGGAGACUCGCCGCCUUGUAAAGAAAGGUAUGGGAGAACGGUGUAUUGCACAAUGGCGAGAGAAGCUACAGCCGAGCUUCGAACGGUACGAAGCAAUGAAUGUAAUUUUGGAAGACAUUAUUGCGGAUCGAGAAUAUCGACAAAGCAUGGAUACAUUCGACAUAUGGCGUGAGAGGACGCGAGAACGGAUUGAAAUGGGUGUCAUGAGCGAUGCAAUGGUUACAGAAAAGGCCUUGCAGCAAUGGAGAGACCAGUCAGGACGUCAUGAAGAUUUGCAUAUUGAAGCUGAACAGCACUGGGAGGAGACGGCUAAAUCUAAGGCUCUGAAAAAAUGGAACCUUACCACACUCCAAAUGCCGAAUCGACCUCUCAUGGUAGCAAAUGCGCUGGAGAAGAAAGAGAGAAGGUUGCUGCGAACACGAUUUGAGAGUUGGUAUGGUCGAACAGCAGACAAACUUGUCCCCGUUGAGCUCCCCAAUGGAAACUACAGGAGUGUGGAUCAAGUAGUGGAAGACGCCCAGCAUCGAGCUUCACUUAGCCAGGCGCGAGGUUUGCUUGAUAAAUGGCAAGCGGCUGCAAAGACUAAGAGCGAGACUGUUCAGGAGGAGCCAUAUAUACCAACUCCAGGAAGACCGCGUCUUUUCCUAGGAAGCUUGGGUACAACUACCCCUUUAGCACCCCCUCCCGCUCGACUAAACUGGCGGGCUAGCGAGAUGGCGCCUAGAGGAUCAGCCAUUAGAGGCAGGACUAAUCGUUCGGGUCGUCCGGAAAAGAAUCUUAGGGUCUCGUGGGCGUAAUAAUCAAGUAAUGGAAAGCAUUGGCGGCGUUGCGGGUUCGUCCUAUUUUUAUACUACGGGAAUAUGCAUGGAAUAGGCUAGGCUUACCGGGCCUACACAGUGAUACCCCUUAUUCUGUUGAUUGGGAGAUCUGGAAUGUUCAAAGAUAUCCAUAAUAGAAAACAUAUUGAAUUAUGCCUCGGUCCUUGUCUUAACGUGCUUGGAUAAUAUUAUAAAAGACUGAUUAUGGAGAUAUUUCUUUUGCACUUAGAUAGCC